AUGGAUUAUGAAAGUAAUGGUUGGAUUUGGGAAGGGGUGUACUACUAUCCACAUUUGUUUGGUGGUCUAAUGGUUACGGCGGCUUUGUUGGGUUUGUCAACGAGCUACUUUGGUGUGAUUGGGGUUCCUUCCUUGCCGCUUCCGCAUUCUUGGUACAAUUUGGGGGUUUUUCGCAAGAAGAAGAACGUUGGGAAGAGGCGCGUUCGGGUUUACAUGGAUGGGUGUUUUGAUCUGAUGCAUUAUGGUCAUGCUAAUGCACUCAGACAAGCAAAAGCUUUAGGAGAUGAGUUGGUUGUCGGGCUUGUUAGUGAUGAGGAGAUCGUCGCCAAUAAAGGACCCCCCGUUUUAUCCAUGGAUGAGAGGCUGGCCCUUGUCAGUGGAUUAAAGUGGGUGGAUGAGGUCAUAACUGAUGCUCCUUAUGCAAUUACUGAGAAUUUCUUGAACCGUCUCUUUCAUGAAUACAACAUUGACUAUGUCAUACAUGGCGACGAUCCUUGCCUGCUUCCUGACGGAACAGAUGCUUAUGCUGCGGCAAAGAAAGCUGGUCGUUACAAACAAAUUAAGCGUACUGAAGGAGUCUCUAGUACGGAUAUCGUAGGAAGAAUAAUGUCUUCUUUAAAAGAGCAAAACAAUCCUGAAGAUGUAAAACCCCAAGACGAAUGCCAGUCAAAGGUUUCCCACAUAUCCCAAUUCCUACCAACUUCCCGACGUAUUGUGCAGUUUUCAAAUGGCAAGGGUCCAAGGCCAAAUGCUCGUAUUGUAUACAUUGAUGGAGCAUUUGAUCUCUUCCACGCAGGUCAUGUUGAGAUGCUUAAGAGAGCUAGGGAACUUGGAGAUUUUCUUUUAGUUGGUAUUCACUCUGAUGAGACAGUGAGUGAAAAUCGAGGAAAUCACUAUCCAAUUAUGCAUCUACAUGAGCGAAGCCUUAGUGUGUUAGCUUGCCGUUAUGUUGAUGAAGUCAUUAUUGGGGCACCUUGGGAAAUUACAAAGGACAUGAUCACAACUUUCAAUAUCUCACUAGUUGUUCACGGCACUGUUGCUGAGAAGUCAUUACCUAGUGAAAAAGAUCCUUAUGAAGUUCCUAAGAGCAUUGGCAAAUUCCGCUUGCUUGAAAGCCCAAAAGAUAUUACUACUACCUCAGUAGCUCAAAGGAUAAUGGCCAAUCAUGACGCCUAUGUGCAACGGAAUGCGAAGAAAGUCAAGAGUGAGAAGAGAUACUAUGAAGAGAGAAGAUACGUUUCUGGUGACUAG
Molecule: messenger RNA, 1251 nt
Organism: Vicia faba (fava bean)
Lineage: Eukaryota; Viridiplantae; Streptophyta; Magnoliopsida; Fabales; Fabaceae
Source: the annotation of a GenBank genome assembly